Messenger RNA from Gekko japonicus, 292 nucleotides. Its product is annotated as opioid growth factor receptor-like protein 1. Gene Ontology annotation, molecular function: opioid growth factor receptor activity. The annotation marks the transcript as partial. NCBI's taxonomy places the organism in Eukaryota, Metazoa, Chordata, Lepidosauria, Squamata, Gekkonidae. Gene Ontology annotation, cellular component: membrane. The record is from RefSeq and is a predicted model, not a curated record. The transcript has 3 exons.
GUGUUUAUAUUGAAGAAGUCCUAAACAAAUGGAAAGGAGACUAUGAAAAGUUGGAGCACAACCACACGUACAUACAGUGGCUUUUUCCUCUAAGAGAACAAGGACUAAAUUUCUAUGCAAAGGAAUUAACAACGUAUGAAAUAGAGGAAUUCAAAAAAACAAAAGAAGCAAUUAGAAGAUUUCUGUUGGCUUACAAAAUGAUGUUAGAGUUUUUUGGAAUAAAAUUAAUUGAUAAAACUGGGAACGUAACACGAGCUUCUAACUGGCAAGACAGAUUCCAGCACUUGAACGA